UUUAUGCCUUGAGUAUAUAGAAAUAUGUGUUUAUAUAUUUCUAUAUAUAAACCUUAUACGAUAUCAACACGAUAUUCAAUCGAUUUGUAUAGCACAUGCAUCGUCGAUAAGAGCGUGCGUUUACUGAUGAUUAAAAACACUUGUUAUAGUCAUAAUCUGGUUAAACUUUUCCAUUAGAUAAGAUAGCGAAUUAAUUACAAAUUUAAUUUUGUCGAUAUAUAUUUAUUUACAUCAACAUUUGUGACCAGUUCAAUGACUUCAAUUCAAUGCUUUACUGGAGCAUAAUAAAUUGUAAUGAAAACGAUGCAUGUAUAGUUGCUACUGCCGAUAUGAAUAUAAUUGAAUAUGAAUCUCUAUUUAUUGGCAGUUCAUCGACAUCGGCAGAUUAUCAGAAGUCGCGAUAACAAGAAAUACAAUGUUAUACAUGUGGUACAACAUCAAAGAUAUAUCCCCACUGAUUGAGAGUAAAGAUCAAGUCUAUGGAUCCUGAACAUUGAUCAGUGUCGAGGCAAAGCUGCAAACAUGAAGCUUCUAUUAACCAUUCAUUUCUUUGCAAUCUACUUUUUGAAUUACGUAGGGGUGCUUGGCUCUAACAACAGCGUUCCCCUGGUUGUCAUAACUUGGGAUUACCAGGAUGCAACCCAAAAAGCAUGGGAUGUCUUGUACAACCAAAAGAGAAGCGCUCUGGAUGCCAUAGAGGAAAGUUGCAGCCUCUGUGAACAGCAGAGGUGCAGGAAAACUGUGGGCUACGGAGGUAGUCCAGAUGAGUCUGGAGAGACUACAUUGGACGCCUUAAUCAUGGAUGGAGUCACGAUGGAUGUAGGCGGCGUAGGUCUCUUAAGAAAUAUCAAGAAUGCAAUUUCUGUUGCUCGCAAGGUUCUCGAAAAUACUAAACACUCCUUGCUAGGAGGAGAGCUGGCUGCACAGUUCGCUCUGGAAAUGGGAUUCAAGGAGGAGUCCUUACAGACGGAGGAAUCCAAGAAGAUGUGGUUGGAUUGGAAGAAGAAUAAUUGCCAGCCCAAUUUUUGGAAGAACGUGGCACCAGAUCCUAAGAAGAGUUGUGGCCCGUAUCGCUCUGUGAACACAAUGAACAACAAUAUUGAGGAGCACGAGUCCUAUGUAAACGAAGAGAAUCACGAUACGAUUGGUGUGAUUGCUAUAGAUUCAAAGGGUCACAUAGCAGCUGGUACGUCGACGAACGGUGCUAGAAAUAAAAUUCCUGGCCGAAUCGGGGAUUCCCCCAUUGCAGGAGCAGGUGCAUACGCUGAUCAGAAGGUCGGUGCAGCUGCUGGCACUGGCGAAGGAGAUAUAAUGAUGCGUUUUCUACCUAGCUUCCUGGCUGUUGAAGAGAUGCGUCGCGGCGCUAGUCCAACGGAGGCUGCAACAACAGCGAUUAGAAGAAUAGCUGAACAUUAUCCAACGUUCACGGGUGCAGUGAUAGCAUUAAACAAAGAGGGAGAAUACGGGGCUGCUUGUAACGGUAUUACACGUUUCGCGCAUUACAUUGCUAAUCCCCAAUUAGGAAAACCGACUAUGAAUUAUGUGGACUGCAUAGACGCCUGGUAUAACGUUGUUAGAGCUGGAGAUUACCAGUGAUGGAUCAGUCACCCUAUACUGAAAUAAAUUAAUAUAAUUAAUAUAUAUAACUCUUGUAAAAUUCUUCUGUAUCAUUAGAUAAAUUAAUGUAAAGCGUGAAAAUAAAAA
Messenger RNA from Hylaeus anthracinus, 1704 nucleotides. Its product is annotated as N(4)-(Beta-N-acetylglucosaminyl)-L-asparaginase-like. The record is from RefSeq and is a predicted model, not a curated record. Gene Ontology annotation, biological process: protein deglycosylation. The transcript is spliced from 5 exons. Gene Ontology annotation, molecular function: N4-(beta-N-acetylglucosaminyl)-L-asparaginase activity. NCBI's taxonomy places the organism in Eukaryota, Metazoa, Arthropoda, Insecta, Hymenoptera, Colletidae. Bases 523 to 1596 code for a protein of 357 amino acids. Gene Ontology annotation, cellular component: lysosome.